AUGGCUUACUCAGAAGUGUCAAAUUUCAGUAAACCCAACUCAGAUUAUCGAGGACAAUCGAAGAAAAGGGCACACAAUGAGCAGAAGAACAAUUUCAUGAAUAGUAAUAUGGGUACAGGUACAUUCGGAUCAGUGGCAAACAGGGUUCAAACUGGCCCAGAAUCAAGGGGACGCCAAGUUUCAUAUGCUGGGCGAAGCAAUGGUCGGGGACCUAUAUAUAAAUCCUCCAGGAACAGCUAA
This is a messenger RNA of Manis javanica (Malayan pangolin), 240 nucleotides long. Its product is annotated as SOSS complex subunit B2-like. The record is from RefSeq and is a predicted model, not a curated record. NCBI's taxonomy places the organism in Eukaryota, Metazoa, Chordata, Mammalia, Pholidota, Manidae.